UUUAAGCAUACGUUAAUGAGGAUGGAGGAUUUCUUAACUGCCGGAAAAUCUGGCAAAAAGCCUUCAAACCCACUUCCUAGCGUGCUGGCACGUUCCUUCCUAAGGUCCUACGGUGGUGGUGAGGAACUAGCUUGGUAUGGAAAUGCUCCAACAGGGCUCAGUACCCAACUGUCAGUCUCCACUCGCCAGGAGAUCUUGCGCUCUGAUUCAGUCAGGCAGUCCGAUAGGGGAAUGCAGUCCUUGCUGCUCUUCGUCGUGUGCAUCGCUCUUCCACGUUUUCUCAGAGCAGAUGUUUUUGAGAAUGUAAGUGUGAACAAUGAGACAGCUUCAGUAGGCCAGCCUACAGCUUUUAAUUGCAUAUGCUAUCUGCCAACAUCUGGGAAAGUAGUAGAUGUGACAUGGUAUAAGUAUCCUAGCAAAAUCCCAAUAUCUAAAAACAUACAGUCCAGAAUUCACCAGGACCAAGGCUGGAUUUUGUUUCUCCCCCUGAAAGGAGAGGACUCUGGGAUCUACCAAUGUGAUACAAAUGACACAAACAUCUGCCCCAGAAUGCAAAUCAACCUAACUGUGUUUCAAAAGCAUUGGUGUCGUACUUCUAAAAAGAGUCAACCAAAUGUAGCAGAUGAGUACAAACAAAUCCUACACGUUGGAAAAGAUGAUAUUCUUAUAUGUUAUCUGAACUUCCCGAACAGUUUUGUUUUGAAUUCAAUCAAGUGGUAUAAGGAUUGUAAAGAGAUUAAAGAAGAGCGGUUUAUCUCUAAGGAAAAAAAGCUUCUGGUGAAGAAUGUCUCAGCAGAGGACAGAGGGAACUACGCAUGUCAAGCCAAGCUCACGUACGCAGAGAAACAGCAUACCAUUUUAAAUAGCAUUUCUGUGGAUAUCACAGAAAGAGUGGGAAAUGGAAGAAGAAUCCCUAAGAUCAUGUAUCCUAAAAACAAUUCAAUUGAAGUAAAACCUGGCUCCACCCUCAUCGUGGACUGCAAUAUAACAGACUCGCGGGAUAACACGAAUCCACGCUGCUGGAGGGUCAAUAACACUUUGGUGGAUAAUUACUACAGUGAAUCCAAACGAGUUCAGGAAGGAAUUGAAAACCACACCAUUUUUCCAGAACAUAUUUUUUAUACCGUGAACAUAACCUUCUUAGAAGUGAAAAUGGAAGAUUAUGGCCACCCUUUCACAUGCCAUGCUGGAGUGUCUGCCGCUUACUUUAUAUUAAAACUCCCAGUUCCAGAUUUUCAAGCUUACUUGAUAGGAGGGCUUCUCGUCUUGACUGGCAUGGUGGCAUCUGCUGUAUGGAUCUACAGCAUCUUUAAGAUUGACAUCGUACUUUGGUAUAGAAGCACCUUCCAUGGUGUAGGGACCACUGAAGAUGGGAAGCUGUAUGAUGCCUAUGUCUUAUACCCCAAGCCUCAAAGAGAAAGCCAGAGUCACGAUGUGGACACACUUGUGUUGAAGAUUAUGCCUGAGGUGCUGGAGAAGCAAUGUGGAUACAAGCUAUUUAUAUUUGGCAGAGAUGAAUUUCCUGGACAAGCUGUGGUCAGUGUCAUUGAUGAAAAUAUCAAGCUGUGCAGAAGGCUGAUCAUCAUCAUAGUUCCUGAAGCACUGAGCUUGGACCUACUAAGGAAUAUGUCAGAAGAACAAAUCGCAGUCUACAAUGCUCUCAUCCAGGAUGGGAUAAAGGUCAUUCUGAUUGAGCUGGGGAAGAUGAAGGACUACACAGCCCUGCCAGAGUCACUUCAAUACAUCAGACAGAAGCAUGGGGCCAUCCAGUGGAGUGGGGACUUCACAGAGCAGUCACAGUGUGCAAAAACCAAGUUUUGGAAAAAAGUGAGAUAUCGCAUGCCACCCAAAAGGUGGCCACCAUCAUCUCCUGUCCAGCUGCUGAAGCACACACCCUGUGACCUCACAGCUGGCAAGCGGGAGGCCAACAUGGGGUUCAUCACCCUGUGAUGGAGAGUUUGUCUUCUGGGGUGGCUCAUAGUUAAGCAAUGAUGCAUUACAUUUGGGCCAUUCCCUUGAAGCUUGCAUUUGGGUGCUUGGGAAAAGGCCUCUGUUUAUUGGCUCAUUUUGAUCAGAGCUACUUCUUGAGGGAAAGACCCCACCUCUCCCAAAGCUCCUGUUAGCCUGCUGGCUUGGAACAUGCGUGAAUACUUGCUGAGCAUGGAGUAUUAGCAUCUGAGCCCUGGAGCGUGGGGCACAUAGGGUUGUAGAGUCACAGUUCAGCUGUACAGGAAGUUUGGCACAUGGUGUGACCCCUGUGGGGCUGCAGUUGGGAGCCUGGGUAGUCAGGGUACAUAGGAGGGCAGACUGUGGGCUUGGAGAGGGCACUGUGUGUUCUUUUCAUGCCUGCCCAGCCCUUGUCCUCAGGGAAUACUUGUUAUUCCUCUGAGCCCCUCUCACUCCUCUAGUGCAAAUAAAUAUCUGUGACCUCAGUCUUGGCACCUUGGUCAUCUAGACCCAUGGGGACCAACAGUGGCCCCACUGGGAAUGCCCAUUAAUCACCCUCCUGGAGGGUCCCAGAUGUUGGAAGACUUGACCUAUCAAACCAAAGUGAGGAAUAACUCCCUUAUUUUUCCAGCUGGCCCAUGUCAGCUGGAACACUGAGCCACCUGUGAGAGACGCAGUUCCCACCUUGAGAUUAUGUAGUUCUAGUCCAAAUGAAUGAGGUGACCUUUCAGUAGCCAGUGCACCCUCCUUCCAGGUCAUUUUUGGUGUAACAAGCCACAAGGCUUUUGAACACUGAGAACGAGCUGUAAACUCUUAGCAUUCCUUUCAAAGACUCUAACUGGAGGAUCUGAGAGGUGGUCCAACCUUCUUCUGUGGCUGACAACACCAGCCUUCAAAGACGGCUGUAUGGGCAGAAUGUCUGUGUCUCCAGGAUUCAUGUGUUGGAGUCCUCAGAUCCAACAUCAUGAUAUUAGGAGGCGGGACCUUUGGGAGGUGAUUAUGUUGGGAGGGAGGAGCCCUCAGGUUGGAUCAGGGCUCUUAUAAAAGACCCUCCAACAACUUUCUUACCCCUCCCACCACAAGAGGAUAUAAUGAGAAGUCUGUACCCUGGAGGAGAGACUCCACCUACAGCCGCCAAAGCUGUGAAAAAUAAAGCGUUUGUUCAUAAGCCA
Molecule: messenger RNA, 3119 nt
Organism: Sus scrofa (pig)
Lineage: Eukaryota; Metazoa; Chordata; Mammalia; Artiodactyla; Suidae
Gene: IL36R
Product: interleukin 1 receptor like 2
Biological process (GO): regulation of inflammatory response; signal transduction
Molecular function (GO): interleukin-1, type I, activating receptor activity
Source: RefSeq, a predicted model, not a curated record